AUGCCCCCCCCCUUCCCCGUCUCCAGAAGGCCUGGUGGGGGAGGGGCCGCGGCGGCGGAGGAUGCUUCCUCCAUCCGGGCCCAGACCCCCGCGGGCCGCCGGGGCGGACGCAGGACCCCCCCCUCCUCCCCGAUGGCUGACGCGGGGCCAGGCCGCGGCGGCACGGCAUCCCCAAGAGCCUGGGGGGAGGCGGGUGGCGUCGGAUCGGGCGCUCCAGGCCUCGACCGCGCCCGGGAGGCGGGCGUCUCGUCCUCCAGCCCCGUCGACCUUGCGAUACUGGGGGCCAUGGAGUCUCAGGUGGGGGGGGGGCCGGCCGGCCCAGCCCUGCCCAACGGGCCACUCCUCGGUACCAAUGGAGCCACUGAUGACAGCAAGACCAACCUCAUCGUCAACUACCUGCCGCAGAACAUGACCCAGGACGAAUUCAAGAGUCUCUUUGGCAGCAUCGGGGACAUCGAGUCUUGCAAAUUGGUGCGGGACAAGAUUACAGGGCAGAGCCUGGGCUAUGGCUUUGUGAAUUAUUCUGACCCCAACGACGCAGACAAAGCCAUCAGCACCCUGAACGGCCUCAAACUGCAGACAAAGACCAUCAAGGUAUCCUAUGCCAGGCCAAGUUCCGCCUCCAUCCGAGACGCUAACCUGUACGUCAGCGGGCUUCCAAAGACCAUGACCCAGAAAGAAAUGGAACAGCUCUUCUCCCAAUACGGGCGCAUCAUUACUUCUCGUAUCCUGAUGGACCAGGUCACAGGUGUGUCUCGGGGCGUGGGAUUCAUCCGCUUUGACAAGAGGAUCGAGGCCGAAGAAGCGAUCAAAGGACUGAACGGGCAGAAGCCGCUGGGCGCUGUGGAGCCCAUCACGGUCAAGUUUGCCAACAACCCGAGUCAGAAGACGGGCCAGGCCCUGCUCACUCACCUCUACCAAUCCUCAGCCCGGCGCUACGCAGGCCCUCUGCACCAUCAGACGCAGCGCUUCCGGCUGGACAACUUGCUCAACAUGGCCUACGGCGUCAAGAGUCCCCUGUCGCUCAUCGCCAGGUUUUCCCCGAUCGCCAUCGACGGCAUGAGCGGCCUGGCGGGCGUGGGGCUGUCGGGGGGUGCGGCAGGCGCCGGCUGGUGCAUCUUCGUGUACAACCUGUCACCCGAGGCCGACGAGAGCGUGCUGUGGCAGCUGUUCGGGCCCUUCGGGGCGGUCACCAACGUCAAGGUCAUCCGCGAUUUCACCACUAACAAGUGUAAGGGCUUCGGCUUUGUCACCAUGACCAACUACGACGAAGCGGCCAUGGCCAUCGCCAGUCUCAACGGCUACCGCCUGGGUGAGCGUGUCCUGCAGGUGUCCUUCAAGACCAGCAAACAGCACAAGGCCUGAGCCUGCCCGGCCGCCGCCCUCCCCUCCCUGGGCA
Messenger RNA from Dipodomys spectabilis (banner-tailed kangaroo rat), 1399 nucleotides. RefSeq names its product ELAV like RNA binding protein 3 (gene Elavl3). The record is from RefSeq and is a predicted model, not a curated record. Gene Ontology annotation, molecular function: RNA binding. NCBI's taxonomy places the organism in Eukaryota, Metazoa, Chordata, Mammalia, Rodentia, Heteromyidae. Gene Ontology annotation, cellular component: ribonucleoprotein complex.